UAAAAUGGCGACAUUUAUGAUUUCUCUUUGGGUGUGUGUUACUUCGCUUGCUGCUUUGAUUGCUGCGAUUUUCUCUGGAUUUUCGAUUUACUUGGCAUACCUCCACUGGAAAUAUAGUCAUAUUCCUGGACCAAAACGGGACAGCUUUUUCUCCGGUAACUUGCCUUAUAUAUUGACUGAAAGAGCGAAAGGAAAAACUAUCUUCGAAAUGGUUGAUGAACUCCACGGAACUCACGGUCCAGUUGUUCUUUUGUUUGUCUUCAAUAAUCCAUUCACGUUCGUAUCUGAUCCAGAACUUGUGCGAAAAUGCGUAAUCACGCUCAAUCUACCGAAAAAUCCUCGCGUUUACGCGCAUCUCGGAUAUCCCUUCGGUCAACGUUUAGCCGGACGCGGUGUGUUAAACGAAACCGACCAUGACGUGUGGCAGAAACGAAGAGCACUCUUAAACCCGGCAUUCCAUCGCCGUUAUUUGAUGAAUUUAAUGUCCUCGUUCAACGAUAGCUGCAACCUGUUUCUGGAAAAAUUGGGUGAAAUGGCUGACGGAAAGACUGUUGUGAAUAUGGCGGAGGAGUUUGCCAGAGUUACUCUUGAUGUUAUUGGAAAGGUUGCAUUCAAUGUUGAUGUGGACACAAUCCAAGAUGCCAACAGUCCCUUCCCAUCCUCGGUUUACAAAUGUCUUAAAGGGGUCAUGCUGAGUUUGCGGACUCCAUUUUGGAGGAUAUCUGUAUCAACAUUUGCUGAUCAAAGAAGUGUGAUUGAGGCAUGUCAAUUCAUCCGUAACUUUGGAAAGAAGGUGAUCCUUGAUAGGCAAGAAGCUGUUUUACGAGGAGAAAAUACCCCACCUGAUAUUCUUACUCAUAUUUUGAGUGUCAAGGAAAAGCAGGCGAGUAUCACAACUGAAGAUCUUGUGGAUGAUUUUGUGACAUUUUUUGUUGCAGGUCAGGAAACAACAUCUAACCAGUUAUCCUUCACUCUUUAUGAAAUACUAAGGCAUCCAAAUGUUGAAAACAGAAUUGUUAAAGAAAUUGAAGACAUUCUUGGUUCCCGUCAGUUUUUGGAGUACAAGGAUCUUGGCAACCUUCAGUUUCUGGGUCAGACCCUCAAGGAAGGUUUAGGACUUCAUCCUCCCAUCGGAGGCAUAACACGUGUAUCCACCAGAGAUGAGAACAUUGGGGGUUACAUCUUCCCUGCUGGUACUUCUGUGAAUAUUAGUCAGUUCCUAAUGCACCGCCAUUCAGAUUCUUGGAAAGAUCCACUUCAAUUUGAUCCUGACAGAUUUUCACCCGAGGCAAAAGGUGAAAUUCCACACUCUGUUUACUUUCCAUUCUCUCUCGGCCCACGGACUUGUAUUGGACAAACAUUUGCUCAGAUUGAGGCUCGAGUGUUUAUGGCGAGGCUGCUGCAGCAGUUUGAGUUGACACUAUGCCCUGGUCAGGAUAAUAUGAAACAUGAGGAAGCCUUAACGCUGAGGCCUAAGGGGGGUGUGCUUUGUACUCUCAAACGAAGAAAUGAAAAUUGAAGCAAGCCAAAGAGAGCCAUGAGAUGUAUUUACAUUUAAUGUAGUUAGAGAAAUUUUCAAUUGCUUGGCAAGAAGAAUCAGUUUUGCAUUGGUUUUGCGUAACUAUGCCUUGUGAUUGGUCUAGUAAAUUCACACCACCAUUUAAACUGCACAUGUGUAGUUUUAGAGGCCAGACAACCUUUAUUUUAGCACGAUAGUAAUAAAAGCUAUGCAGCUUAUGGGGUCAGCCAGGUGGCAUUCUAUCAGGCUUUCAAUACUAAGUUGUCUUGCAAGAGUGACAGUUGUUUCUUAUGUUUUUUUUUCUAAUUUUGGACAGAAAAUUGGCCAUACCUGAUGUUUGACCACUGUGUUCUCGGUGUUCUCUGUGUUCCCACAUCAGUGUUCCCACAUCAGAGACUGUUUACGUGCUAUUAAGUUUGAAUUCUUAUGAUUAUACAUUGGUGUCAAUAUCUUAAUUUUUAUUGGCUCCAAACCAUUCUUUUUUUAAUUUUUGAGUUUAAUAUUGAGUGUGGUUUAAUCAUUGAUGUAGUGAUGCCCAACUGAAAAUUUUAUAUUGAUAAUUGUGCAGUACAUGUCUAUUAUUAUAAGUGAAUUAUGUUGUUGCAUGUGGUUAUAGUUUUUAUACAAAACAAUUCAAUUUAUCAGUUUUUCCAAAGUGGGUUUUCCAGACCUAAUUUACAACAAUGUUAAUUCACUCAUUUGCUAAAAAUAAAUUUACAAUUACUAUGAGAUUUGCAAAAAAUAGUGAAAAAUUACACAAAUACAACUAAAGUGAUAAAUUAGAAGGCAAUUGCAAAAAUAACAAUUAAAAAAGAUAAGUAAGGCCCCAUUUGCAAUAAAAGAUGAUUUAAAUAUUAUUAAAAUGAGGGUCUCCAUGGUCUUACAAUAAAAUAUGCUUAGCCCUUUA
Stylophora pistillata is the source of this 2426-nucleotide messenger RNA. RefSeq names its product cholesterol 24-hydroxylase. NCBI's taxonomy places the organism in Eukaryota, Metazoa, Cnidaria, Anthozoa, Scleractinia, Pocilloporidae. The record is from RefSeq and is a predicted model, not a curated record. Gene Ontology annotation, molecular function: iron ion binding; heme binding; cholesterol 24-hydroxylase activity. Gene Ontology annotation, biological process: cholesterol catabolic process.